Molecule: messenger RNA, 5099 nt
Organism: Marmota flaviventris (yellow-bellied marmot)
Lineage: Eukaryota; Metazoa; Chordata; Mammalia; Rodentia; Sciuridae
Source: RefSeq, a predicted model, not a curated record
UUGGUCUAGACCUUCCGAUCCUCCUGCUUCAGCCUCCCAGGUAGCUGAAAUUACAGGCAUGUGCCACCAUGCCUGGGUCAGUUUCUUGAUCUCUGACAUGGAGACUAUGAAAGUGAACUGGCACAAUCUCUGCCACGCAGGCACUGAAUGAACCACUAGUUGUUUGUUCAGUAUCUGAGUUGUCUGAUAAACUCCAACAUGCUAGGCUUGGGGAUAUCCCUGCUUUGAGAAGACUUGGGGGUCCAGUAAAAGAGCUAGCCAUGUAAAUAAAUAUAUUGAAAUGUUUCAUAUGUAUUGUUGGAAGUCUGGGGACUGGGAGGGGGCCAUAUGUAUAGGAGGGUAUAAAGCUUCUAGAAUGGUUGGCCUUUGAGCUGAACUUCACAAAAAGAUUUUCUUAGAGAUGGCCAAAGGGAUCUCUUGAAGGGAAGAAUAAAGAAAUAAUAAAGGAAGGAGGGGCUAGUGGUGGGAACAACUUGAAUAGGUAUAAUCCCCUUUAUGACAUUACCUCUGUGACCUCCUGCCUUGCUAAAUUAGCUAGGCUCUCCUCAGAGGCACAUGGCUAUGUUGUAUCAUUGCAAUGAAUGUGAAAGGUACUCGCAGCAAAGUGCGUGACCACGAGUGUGUGGCAGUUUCUUACUCCCCUCUCACAGGAUGGCAUUUACCAGGUGAGCCAGCAAGAACCCUGAUUUGUGGCAAAUUUCUCUCCCAGGAUCCAAAGUUCCUUAAAACCAGAUUUGCGGGCUAAUGAGAAUAGACUGUGUGGUUUUAGUCAGCUGGUUCUCUCUUAGGUCUCUCUUACCCCAGCUAAGGGGGUUUGGGAAAUGUAAUCUUUGGUUGGACAGGUAGGUAAUUAAGGGACCUACCUUCACUGUAAGAACGGAACUGCCCAGUGACUGGGUUCCAGCCAGGACUCUCCUGGACUGCACUUGCAUGGGCAACUGCUCAGGUUAGCCUGUCAACCUGCUGAUUUGGUACUUUGUGAUCAACAGGUCAAACCCCACUGAGUGAUAAUCACAGGAAGAUAUAUAUAAGUGUGUGUCAGACCUGGGUUCCAGUGUUGCCUGUGAUUUGUGGCAGUUAUUUAACAUCUUGGAGCCAUAUUGCCCCUAUGACUUUUGAGGAUAAUACUUUACCACUUUCUCUAAAUGGUCAUUUACAAUCUUGACCUUUUAAAUUUAUUUUGCAUUUGAUUUGAAUGAUGAUCAGUUUUUCUGUUUCUGAGUUACCAGGAGAGGAGGUAUGUGUUCUGCACCCAUGAUUGCUCCCCGCAAAUACAGCCUCGACUUUCAUUUUCAUAUCUGUUCCCCACCACCACCAAACAUUAGCCGCAUCUAUCUGCUAGGCUUUCAGAUCUGAACUGGGCUCACUAGGCUCCAGCCACACUGGCUGCCUUGUAUUUCCCCAGAAAGGGUCUUCCCUUUCGAGGUUGCCAAAACUGUUUCCCCUGCCUAGAAUGCUAAAAUGUUACCUCUUCGGAGAGGACAUCUUUGCCCUAAUGUGUACUUCUUUCCUGGUUUCAGCUCAUGGCUUAUUCACUGCCCUCAUACCUGUAGCUAUUUUGUUACUUGCUUUUAUCCCACACUGGGCUAUAAGCCUCUUGGGGUCGGGGUUCACUUGUCAGUCCCCAGCCCAGAGCUUAGCACGUGGCCCUCUAUAAAUACGGUUGGGGCCGUUCCACGCAGGAACUGCUGGAUGAGGAACCAAGAUUCCAGCCCAACGUUCUGUUCUACCCUCAGUGCCUUGCCCAUCAAAGGGGUGGGGAUAAAUGAGGCCCAGAGCCUGGCUCACAGUGGAAAACCCCAGCUCCCCUGACCCAGGGCGGCUCCGGAACCCCUCGGGUCUGAUUGUGCCCGGGGGAAUGGUUUCUAUGGUGACAGCAAACAGAGGGCGGGGCCUGGGUGCUUCUCGGACAGGCAGCGCGGGGAGGGAGGCGGGCUCCAGCGCUGGAAGGGCGCGCGCAGCGAGGGGCGCAUGCAGGGCCCUGGCGGGGCACUUCUGAGCACCAGGGAACUGGGCCCCGUGAGCCAGGGUUCGGCCACCUUGUACCAGGAUCAAGGCCCGGCGUGCAGUUGGCGGCGGAAGCCGCAACCACCAGAUCCACACAACAGUUCCCCCGCCUCUUGGCCCUGUGUUCCCUACCCACAAUACCGGCUGCCUGGGAGGCUGCCAUGGCCGGGGCCCGCCUCCGCCCAGCCCGAGGCGAGUGGCGCUGGCCGUCAGCGCCUGGCCAGCAGUGCUGGCUUCAUGCCCUGCCUAGGCCGCGCCUCCGAGACUCCUACCUGCGGCACUCGCGCCCAAGGCGCUGCGGAUCCCCAUCUAUUCAGCCCCCGGCCUGCCCAGGUCCUGGAUGAUCCCCCCACGCAAGACGGAUCCCUUGUCCUCUGGCGAGGAUUCUCCAAGACACCUCACCACAUGGGCCGGCUCAGAAACGCCAAAAUCCACGUGGAGAGAGCUGUCAAGCAGAAGAAGAUCUUUAUGAUCCAAGGCCGCUACCCAGUGAUCCGGUAUCUCUUACGCCGGAGAGGCUGGGUAGAGAAGAAGAUGAUCCAUCCCCCGGGCACCACCCUAAUGCCAUCCCAGAAGGAUCUGGACAGCUCAAUGCUAGGUGAUAGUGACACCACUGAGGAAGGUCUGGGCUCUGCAUACAUUGAAGAUGAAGAAGAGCAUUAUCAACAAACACAGCUGUUUGACUUAAAUGGCCUUCUGGAAUUUGAUGACCUAGAUGGGACACAUGCUUUGAUGUCCCGCAUGGUUCGGAAUGAGACACCUUACCUUAUCUGGACCACCCGGCGAGAUGUGAUGGACUGUCGCUUCCUCUCUAAGGAUCAGAUGAUAAACCACUAUGCUCGAGCUGGCUCCUUUACUACAAAGGUGGGUCUGUGUCUCAAUCUCCGGAACUUGCCCUGGUUUGAUGAGGCUGAUGCUGACUCCUUCUUCCCACGUUGCUACCGCCUGGGUGCUGAAGAUGACAAAAAAGCCUUCAUAGAGGACUUCUGGCUGACAGCUGCCCGCAACGUUCUCAAGCUGGUGGUGAAGUCGGAAUGGAAGUCAUACUCUGUCGAAACAGAAAAGGAAGAAGCUGCAAGAGAGAAGAACCUCAAGAAACAGGAACAAAAGCUCAUGACAGUGUCCCCAGAGUUUGUGGAUGAGGCCCUGUGUGCAUGUGAGGAGCACCUUAGCAACCUGGCUCACAUGGACAUCGACAAGGACCUGGAGGCUCCACUGUACCUCAGCCCUGCGGGCUGGACCCUCUUCCUCCAGCGCUACUAUCAAGUGGUCCAUGAGGGGGCAGAACUCAAGCAUUUGGAUGCACAGGUCCAGCGCUGUGAGGAUCUCCUGCAGCAGCUGCGGGCUGUGAUGCCCCAGAUUGAUAUGGAAGGGGACCGCAACAUCUGGAUCGUGAAGCCAGGAGCCAAGUCCCGUGGACGAGGCAUCAUGUGCAUGGACCACCUGGAGGAGAUGCUGAAGCUAGUGGACUGCAACCCCAUGAUGAUGAAGGACGGCAAAUGGGUGGUACAGAAGUAUAUUGAGCGCCCCCUGCUCAUCUUUGGCACCAAGUUCGACCUGAGACAGUGGUUCCUGGUGACCGACUGGAACCCACUUACUGUGUGGUUUUACCGCGAUAGCUACAUUCGCUUUUCCACACAGCCCUUCUCCCUAAAGAACCUGGACAACUCUGUGCACCUCUGCAACAACUCUAUCCAGAAGCAUCUGGAGAACUCCUGCCAUCGCCAUCCCAUGCUACCCCCAGACAACAUGUGGUCCAGCCAGAAGUUCCAGGCCCACCUGCAGGAGAUAGGGGCACCAAAUGCUUGGUCCACUGUCAUCGUGCCUGGCAUGAAGGCUGCUGUGAUCCAUGCGCUUCAGACCUCCCAAGACACAGUACAGUGUCGGAAGGCCAGCUUCGAGCUCUAUGGUGCUGACUUUGUAUUUGGUGAGGAUUUCCAGCCCUGGUUAAUUGAGAUCAAUGCCAGCCCCACCAUGGCACCCUCCACAGCUGUCACCGCCCGGCUCUGUGCCGGUGUACAAGCAGACACCUUGCGCGUGGUCAUUGACCGGCGGCUGGAUCGUAACUGUGACACAGGAGCCUUUGAACUCAUCUAUAAGCAGCCUGCCGUGGAGGUGCCCCAAUAUGUGGGUAUCCGGCUCCUGGUGGAGGGUUCCACCAUCAAGAAGCCCACGGCACUGUGUCAUCGGCGGAUGGGGGUCCACCCAUCACUCCCUCAUCUGCUAACCCAGCAAGGCUCUGGGGAAGGCAAGGAGCUGGGGACCCCUACCCACAGGUCAGCUUCCAGGAAAGGUGCUGGGUCCAGGAGCCAGGGGCACAUUGAGAAGCCAGACUCCACUGCUACCACCUCAGUCCCCGGGAAGGGGAAGAAAGCCGAGGUAGCAGAAAGUUUAAGGAAGUUGCCUGAGGUUGCACAGCCCAGAAGGGGCAGAGCUGGGAUGCAGACCCAGGUCUGUUGGACUCCAAACCCUGGAUUCUUCCCACUGCCUCUGGAGGAGGAACCGGGAGGGCUCCACUGCCCUCACCCUGCCCCUGUCUUCCCUACCCUGUGCACAUACCCUGUGGGGCAGCAGGGCAGCUGGUCAGCCUCUCUAGGCCCUCACAGCUUCCCUUGCUCCCACAGCCCCUUACCACUUCCCCAGCCUCCACGCCAAGGCACGGCUUCCUUCUUCCUGUGUGCUCCAACCCCAGGGGCGCAUCCUCAUAGUGCAGCCCUGCAAACUGACUCUGACCUCAAGAUGGCACCCAGCAUCCCAAAGCCAAGAAAGGCUGUUGCUCCCAAGCGCCUUCGAGGUCCCCAACCUGCCCGUGUCUUGUGGCCUCAGACCUUUGAAGUCGGAACUCUUCCCAGCACCCAUAGGAAGGUCAAGGGCAAAGGCAAGUUGAAGGCCAGACUCUGCGACAAACCCAAGGCGGAGGCAUACCCUGUGAAGAGGCUGGGCCAUCCUAUAUCCCUGCCCCUUACUGAUACAUUCCAGAAGCUGAGGGGUACGGAGGUUAUGAGGCUAGGGAAAUCUUGCUCUGUUCUUGUGGGGCACUGCCUCUGUCCUGGAUCUAGCACCAAAUAAAGAGGAGCAAACGAACUGUGGAA